This is a messenger RNA of Mizuhopecten yessoensis (Yesso scallop), 4024 nucleotides long. Its product is annotated as peroxisomal bifunctional enzyme-like. The record is from RefSeq and is a predicted model, not a curated record. Gene Ontology annotation, cellular component: peroxisome. Gene Ontology annotation, molecular function: NAD+ binding; (3S)-3-hydroxyacyl-CoA dehydrogenase (NAD+) activity. Lineage: Eukaryota; Metazoa; Mollusca; Bivalvia; Pectinida; Pectinidae. Gene Ontology annotation, biological process: fatty acid beta-oxidation. The transcript has 18 exons. Bases 284 to 2437 code for a protein of 717 amino acids.
UACUGAACAUGGUUGUUAUAUUUAGGUUAAGGGGGAAUUUUUGUUGUUAUAUUUCUGGCAUUUUCUGUAUUUUUAUUCGGAAUUUUCGAGUAUAAACAAUAUUAACUUAUAUAAAAGAAAACAAAUAGGCCUAAUCAGGAAAGCAUGUCCCUAAAAACAACGUAAUACAGAUUACUUCCAGGUAAACGAGAUCGGGGUCAAAAAGUGGGUCACUGUCAAAUUCAGAUAAGGGAGACUUUAGACAGUAUCAGGGUCACAUUAUGUGACUGCAUAAGCUGCCAUCAUGGUCGACUACAGUGUCAACAGCUCUGUCGCCCUCCUGCUCGUGAACAAUCCGCCUGUCAACGCCCUCAGUCAUGCUGUCAGAAAAGGUCUGGCUGAUGGGAUGUUAAAGGCAACAAAGGAUACAAAAGUCAAGGCCAUUGUCAUAGCAGGGAAGGGACGAACAUUUCCAGCUGGAGCGGACAUUAGGGAGUUCAGUGGUCCAGGAAAAGAGCCUUGGUUGGUUCCUGUGGGAAAUGGUAUUGAGGCUAGCGGUAAACCAGUGGUAGCUGCCAUCCACGGCACUUGUCUGGGAGGUGGUCUGGAGGUAGCACUAUUCUGUCACUACAGGGUGGCACUCAAGUCUGCAAGGGUUGGAUUUCCAGAAGUUGCCAUUGGGAUUUUGCCUGGUGCUGCAGGGACCCAGAGACUGCCCCGCGUUACAGGGUUACCUGUAGCCUUUGAUAUGAUAACAUCAGGGCGUCAUGUUCCAGCAGAGCAGGCCAAGAAAUAUGGAAUCAUUGACGAGAUUGUAACCGGAGAUAUCGUGAAUGCUGGCAUUAGGUAUGCCAUGAUUAUGGUCGGAAAGUCCACUAUCCCACGAAGACUACGUGCCAAACCGGUACCUGAUGCUGAAAAUGUCCAGAAAUAUGCUGAUGCUGCCAUGGCUCAUGUGAAGAGGAAGUACAAAGGAUAUGAGGCCCCAGUGUACUGUGUCAAAGCUGUGCGGGCAUCUGCAGAAAAACCGUACGACUUAGGAGUGGAAAACGAGAAAACCCUGUUCAAUGUAGUCGGAAAGUCUGGCCAAGCACGUGCUCAGCAGUAUGCCUUCUUUGCAGAGAGGGUGGUGGGCAAGUGGGAAAUGCCGGGCGGUAACUCUCAAACAGCCAAGCCAAUACCAGUGCGGUCCACAGCGGUCAUCGGUGCUGGAACUAUGGGGACUGGGAUAGCUGUGUGUAUCCUUAGUGCAGGCCUUCCAUGUUAUCUAGUGGAACAGAACCAGAAGUUUUUGGAAAAUGGGCUGAAAACUAUUAAGGCCUUAAUGGAGGGCAGUGUCAAACUGGGAAAAAUUUCACCUGAGGUUGGACAGCGAGCGGCAUCUCUCCUUAAACCGACCAUGAGCUAUGACGACCUCACCGGUGUCGACCUGGUGAUUGAGGCUGUCUAUGAAAACCUGGAAUUGAAAAAAGAAAUUUUUGCUAAGUUGGACAAAGUUUGCAAACCAAGCACCAUUUUGUGUUCAAACACCUCCAGUAUAGACAUUGAUAGGAUUGCCGUAGCAACCAAGCGACCAGAGAAGUGUGUUGGUGUCCAUUUCUUUGCCCCGGCCUAUCACAUGAAACUGCUGGAGAAUAUUUACAGCACAAAAACGUCACCAGACACGGCUGCUACAGUGAUGAAACUCGGCAAGACAAUCGGGAAGGUCCCAAUACUUGUAAAAUCCUGCCAAGGUUUCCUAGCGAACAGAAUGAACACACCGUAUGGUACAGAAUCAGGAUUCCUGGUGGAGGAGGGUGCCCUACCCUGGGAGGUAGACCAGGUGAUGGAGGACUUUGGGAUGCCUAUGGGACCCUUCAAAGUCCGAGAUUUGUCAGGAUUGGACGUGGGUUCAAAAAUAACUGCAGAGAUUGCCAAGACACUAGGCGUCACUCUGACAGAUGAGACCCGCUUCAUGGCUGGUAAUCGCUACAGUCACAUGAACACUGUCCUAGCCAACAUGGGCAGACUUGGUAGGAAGUCUGGUAAAGGUUGGUACAAGUAUGAGAAGGCAGGAGGGAAGAUCGCCUCAAUCGAUGAUGAUGUGAUUACUGUAUUAAACAAUCACUGCAAAAAACUGGGGAUAGAACGACGCACUAUCUCCUCUCAGGAGAUCAUUGAGAGGUUGAUGUAUUCCUGUAUUAACGAGGGUUUCAAAAUACUGGAGGAGGGCAUUGCUAAACGGCCAGAGGAGAUUGAUAUCUCUUGGUUGUAUGGCUUCACCUUCCCCAAGUAUCUGGGAGGUCCAAUGUACUAUGCCAAUCAGGUGGGGCUGGGUCGCGUCUACGACAGAAUCUGCUAUUAUCAUGAAAACUUCCCAUUCAGCAAGCACUGGGUACCCAGCCAGCUGUUAAGGAGACUUAGUGAACAAAACAUUCCGAUGUCACAGUGGAUGGCAAGUCCAGGUGCACGACUCUAGACUAUUGAAGGUCAAGGGCCAAACACUGCAUGUAGGUCACAGGAGGUCAAGGGCUAAACUCUAGGUCACAGGAGGUCAAGGGCUAAACUCUUGGUCACAGGAGGUCAAGGGCUAAACUCUUGGUCACAGGAGGUCAAGUGUUAAACGCUAGCUCACAGGAGGUCAAGGGCUAAACACUAGGUCACAGGAGGUCAAGGGCUAAACUCUUGGUCACAGGAGGUCAAGGGCUAAACUCUAGGUCACAGGAGGUCAGGGCUGCAAUUUAUGUGUGCUGUGACAUGACAUUGUAUCUACGUCGAUCCCAGAAAUUGUUUCUGGACAAGACGAGUAAUGAAGUUAUUAGUGCUGGUAGACAAAACGUGAUCAAAUCUGAUCGAACUUACUGACCUUGUCACACUUAUUUUCUAUUUAAUCAGUUUACAUUGUCAAUUAUUGACCGAUGAUUACCUCAGCUUUGUUUACCAAUCAAUAAUGACAAAAUCCUACACAAUAGUAUUACAUAGAUUUCCUCUUUCUAGAUGUCACUUGACUGAGAUAACAACCAAUUAAAAUAUAAUUAGUCACUUGUUAGUAUAUUCAGAGAAGUUUUCAGCUACUGAACUCAAUCACUGUAAUUGCAAAGAUCUUUUUGAAUACCUAUCUGUUUUACUUGAGUUUGCUUACAGGCCAAAUAUAAGGUCAUGUUCAUGUUAAGAGCCAAAAUUUGAAGCCCGAUUCCAAAUAUGCAUAAUCAGUUUUAACUCAUUCACCCCUGAAAUUCCAUAAUGAACUAUUCCAACCUUUGAAUUUGGAAGGGUUCAAAUGUAUCUUCAGGGGUCAAUGAGUUAAACAAUAUACUUAUAAAGUGUAAUGAUUUAAUGCUGUGCUGAUAGUAUCUAUUUUGCAAUGUCAGCAAGGAUUAUAGGGUUGUUAUUGCUAACAGAUGUUGUACUAGUGGUUAGUGUUGUUUGUAUCGUUAAUGAUAUUACAGGUGAAUGGCCUUAUUAAAGGUGCAUAGUUAUUAUUUAUACAGAGUAUAUCUAAUUGGAUACAAUCGGACAAUCAUGAUGAGUGCUAUAUCCUUAUUGAUAAUAUGACUGCCGACUGAAGUUCAUAGGGCAAUGUUUAGAACAACACAAUGUUUGUUGUCAUGUAUCAUUGCAAAAUUUGUUACAUUAUAUCCGGUUAUUUUAUAAGAUGUAAUUGUUAAAACUGUGAUUUAAUCAAUAUAUGGAUGCGACUCUACAUAUUUUGAAUACAAGAUAUACAUUGAUAUGCAAAAUGUAAAGGGUAUACAUGAAACAUUGCUGAAAAUUAGUCAGAAAGUCAUAUGUUUGAAUGAAUUUAAUUGACUGUGUUGAAUCAUAAAUUUGUGUAUUUUUCAAUUAAAUUGAAAUAAAAACAAAUGAUUUCAUUUUCAUUUUGGCAUUAAUAAAGCCAUAUCAUGGUCCACAAAAAUGUCUAUAGAAACAUAUUUAUGUACGACCUCAGAUUACAGUUGUAACAGAUAUAUGUACGGCCUCAGAUUACAGGUGUAAUUUUAUAACAGGUCCAUGUACGACCUCAGAUAACAGGUGUAACAGAUUUAUGUAUGACCUCAGAUUACAG